CACGCAGGCGAUUGUCAGGUUUUAAUCGCUGAGAAACAAGCGCCUGAUUGGUGGCUUAAGAUUUCAGCCAAUCAGGACGCGUCAACUAAUUUCCUAGCGUGGCGGAGACACAAACUUGCGUCGUUGACUGACAUUGGUAAUAUUUCACCCCUUUUAGCAAUGGGAACAAGAGUAUACCUUGGAAGGCUUCCUUAUCAUGUACGUGAAAAGGAUGUGGAAAGAUUUUUCAAGGGUUAUGGCAAACUGAGGGACAUUAUGUUGAAAAAUGGAUAUGGAUUUGUGGAAUUUGAUGACUACAGAGAUGCUGAUGAUGCUGUGUAUGAAUUAAAUGGGAAAGAUAUGUGCGGAGAAAGAGUUAGUGUUGAGCAUGCAAGAGGAACUCCGAGAGGCUCAGACAGAUAUUAUGACAGUAGCUAUGACAGAUAUCCACCUCGUCGUGGAGGUGGGGGAGGUGGUAGAAGAAGUAGUGCAAGAGAUAAGUAUGGUCCACCAACUCGUACAGAUAACAGAUUAAUUGUUGAGAAUUUAUCGUCGAGGGUCAGCUGGCAGGAUCUGAAGGACUAUAUGAGACAGGCAGGUGAGGUGACAUAUGCUGAUGCACAUAGGGACAGAAAAAAUGAAGGAGUUGUUGAGUUCCAGUCAUACAGUGACAUGAAGAGGGCUAUUGAUAAACUUGAUGGCUCAGAGAUCAAUGGCAGAAAAAUCAAACUGAUAGAAGACAGACCAAAAAAACGCAGGAGGUCAACAAGGUCACGAUCAGAUAGUAGAAGUCGCAGCAGGUCACGAUCUAGACGCAGGAGAAGUAGAUCAAGGUCACGAUCCAAGUCCCAGUCCAGAUCCAAGUCAAGAUCAGUCAGCAAAAGCAGGAGUAAGAGCAGAUCGAAGAGCAGAUCAAAAAGCAAAUCCAAGUCGAGGUCUAGGUCAAGGUCCAAAAGUGCAGAUAGAGAACCAGCCAAAUCUAGAUCGAGGUCAAGGUCAAAAUCACCAGCACAAGAAGAUGAUAAGAACGAUGAAUGAACACUUAAAGGGCUUGAAACCAAGUCAGGGAUUGUAGAUAUUUUAAACAGUGCAUGUUCAAUGCAACCAGUGAAAUUCUGUUACCAUCACAUUUCACUGUUAAUACAUCACAAAUGUUUUCAGCAUUUUGUCCACAUUUAAGUCGCAUGCAGAGAGUAAUAAAUUGUUGUGAGAUUGUUCAGAAGGAACGUUUUUACAGGUUUUCUGAAUGUAUUUGCCUUCAAGCUGUUAAUUAGAAGUUGAGUCUGCUUCGUUAUUCAUUGAUGUAUAUAAAGUGCUGCUGUUAUUCCACAUUAAAUACCUUGGUGAUAACCCCUUUCUAAUGUUGGGGCAAUUUGAAUUUUAGGGCAUUUGUACUGUUCACCAAUAAAUAUUUGUUAGUAAAGUCGAAGUAUUCAAUCUACACCACUAAGUAAGAUAAGGUAGCUCCUUAAAUCUGUUAUAAGCGAUUUAUGCAUGUUUACAAUGCAGAUCUAGAAAAAUAUUUCUGCUAUUGCUAUAAAGCAGGUAAUUUCAAGUGGUGCAUAACUAUUUAAAAAAAAUAAAGAAUGUUGUUGUAAUUAAGCAAAAUUGUAUGCAGUUGUGCAAAGUAAUUUUGCAAGCUGUAACAAGUCUAAAGGUAAUGGAAAAUGAUGAAUGCACUGUAGAAAUGAUACAAAGAUGUGAUAUUAAAAUUAUAUUUUGAGUCAGAAGCGAGUCUUUUGAUUUUGUUGAUAUUUUAUUUUUAUUGUAAAUAUUGAUAGUAUUCCAGUUCAGAACUUGCAUAAAUAUAUAAAAUAUUAAAAAUUUAGAUCGAGUUUAUUGUCCUGACAAGUGACACAAAUUGCAUAGCAUUUUUAUGCAGAUGUUCACUGGGUCUAGUAUGAUAAGUAUAAACGUGUGUAAGCUUCCAAAUCUGAUGACUUUGAAGAGAAAUUCUGAUCAAGGAAACCACAAACUGAAAAUCUUGGUAGGAAGUUGCACGAGCUUGCUGCUGAUGAGCAGUUAGAAUUGAAAUACUACCAAUAUUUUACUUCUGUACAUGUGAAUUCAUAACAUUUGUAUAAAAAUUUCAUUUAUUGUAUAUUUUUGUAAAUAUGAAAAAGGAAAAUGUGCAUUUGUCGGGCAUACAGGACAUGGAUUAUAUGAAUAAAAGAUAAAUAAAAGAAA
Messenger RNA from Mercenaria mercenaria, 2166 nucleotides. Its product is annotated as serine/arginine-rich splicing factor 6-like. Gene Ontology annotation, molecular function: mRNA binding. Bases 160 to 1017 code for a protein of 285 amino acids. The record is from RefSeq and is a predicted model, not a curated record. Lineage: Eukaryota; Metazoa; Mollusca; Bivalvia; Venerida; Veneridae. Gene Ontology annotation, cellular component: ribonucleoprotein complex; cytoplasm; nucleus. Gene Ontology annotation, biological process: alternative mRNA splicing, via spliceosome; mRNA splice site recognition. The transcript has 8 exons.